Messenger RNA from Ectocarpus siliculosus, 1857 nucleotides. The record is from the annotation of a GenBank genome assembly. NCBI's taxonomy places the organism in Eukaryota, Phaeophyceae, Ectocarpales, Ectocarpaceae.
CGUUCGCAGCCAGGAGACCGAACACCGAACGACAGUCCGACAGUCUAUCAACUUCACUUCACGUCGAACUCAUGAGGUCCUCUGUGGUAUUGAUCUGCGCUGCCGCCCUCUCCUUGGCCAAUGGCGUGAACGCCUUCUUCGUGCCGGCUGCUGCAAGGCUGGUCGGUGGAGCGUCCUCCGCCUCUCGUGUGUCCCACAUCGUCAGCACGAGCAGCAUCGCUCACGGCGCCCGGUGCUCCUGCGCCUCCUGCGCUGGUGUCCACGGGAGAUCGUGCAGCUGCCCCUCCUGCUCGUCGGCGGGAAUCUCCGGGCGGUCCUGCAGCGCCGGUUGCCGUUGUACCGGGUGCUCAAUGCGCAUGAAGGCGCAACGCGACAGAGAGGACACAACCUCGCCUGUAGGGCAGAGGGCUACGUGCCAGUGCCCCGAUUGCGGCGUCCUCAAGAGCCGCCCCAGAAGCAGGGGUGCAGCUUCUUCCGUCAUGAUGAUGAGCAUGGGAGGAGGAGAGGGAGAGGGGGUGCUGAGGCAAAGGCUGGCGGAUGAGCCCGAGUCGGUCCAAUUUGAGGACACCAUGGCGGCCAUCGCGGAAGGCUUCGACUACGUUCCCAAGCGGCUCUGAACUCUGACACGAUGUCCUCUGAACGCGCCAUCUGCUGCCGUUGCUGCUGCCUUGGGCUGUCUUGGGCGCGUGUCUACCGCAACGACAACAUCACAAACGCCCCCAACCCAUCAAUUUUUGGCGGCGUCCAUCUGUAUCAUAUGAUUUCGAGAAAAGCUUUGUCAAUGGCGAGACAUCGAGUGACGCGGGCGCCAACGAGGGAAGCUGUAAGGUGUUUGCCUUUGGCAAGAUCGUCGGCCUUUCUCCGGAAGAUACCCUGGCCUGCUUCGGCGAGCACUAUCGGGGCGUGCUGGCCGACCCGGACGGCGAAAGCCACGGCAACAUCAGGGCCUUUGUGGCGAGCGGGUGGGGCGGGGUCGAUUUCCCUGACGGUUUACCUCUGUCCCACAAAUAGGUGCCAAGUGGAAGAUGGUACAUAUUAAAAUAAUGAUUUCUCGUUUCCUAUGUACGUUAGGGUUAGGGUUAGUGACGCCGGCAGAUGUUGGGAGUGUCCCGGCAAUAUCGGAACCUUCGUUUGCAGUGAGAUGGGCCCAAGUCGAUUUCCCUACAACUCGUAGGUCGAUUUAGAAUAUCAAAGUAAUGUGUUAGAUACAUACGUCGACGUUGGGUUGAUGGCGUUGUUUGACUUGAAAAACAACCCGCAUUAACGUUUCGUUGGGGCUGUUGCUGAGCGGUCUUUCGUGACUCCGUCCGUGGGGUGUUCCUUCCAAGCGCGAACCACCAUCAGGCCGAUCGAUCGGUGAAUUCCGGUAGGUCGGCUGCGGCUAGAUGGACUUCGGGGUUGUUGUUGCUUGACGUUUAGUAUUUUACGAAGGAGCAGGGAAUUUUAAGGUUGCCUGAAGAUGGCUGAUCUCUCCUGUUAUUCUGCUUUCUUUAGCGUUUUUUUUUUCGUGUCUAGAGAAAUAUACGAGAGCACGUCCGCAGUGGAUUGGCCAUCAGUUUCAGGCACGAAGAUGCCCCCGUGCCUACGUGCGACAGCGUCGUUACCGUGCGAGCGCUUGCACCCGCACACCCCAUGGCGUGAUACGCCCAUCCGUCCUCUUUUGUCUGAGAUAUUGUGGCGUCCAAGCGGGCUCGUUAGUCGCUCGCGGGAGGAUGUCCCGCGGGGGCAUGAUUUAUGGCUCCAUCUUCAGGAACUUGGCAAAUUUGUUGGUGAACCGUUCGAUUCUCAAAUGUCUGAGUUGUCGUCGUUCUUGCGUUUUUUUGCUCAUGCAUGAUGUGCGGGCUGUGGUUCGUUUCG